This is a messenger RNA of Ctenopharyngodon idella (grass carp), 4675 nucleotides long. RefSeq names its product myosin IIIB (gene myo3b). The coding region runs from base 23 to 4042 and encodes 1339 amino acids. The transcript has 38 exons. The record is from RefSeq and is a predicted model, not a curated record. Gene Ontology annotation, cellular component: myosin complex. Gene Ontology annotation, biological process: protein phosphorylation. Lineage: Eukaryota; Metazoa; Chordata; Actinopteri; Cypriniformes; Xenocyprididae. Gene Ontology annotation, molecular function: ATP binding; cytoskeletal motor activity; protein binding.
UCGGAUAUGUCAGAAACCAGCUAUGGAAGGAAAUGCCAAUGGAAGAACCGAUGCGGUCCAAAGCAGAGGGCUGGAUAACUCUGAGGAAACACAGAAGCCAGAGUUUUAUCAUCUCCAUGGCAGGAUAUGGAGGUCUCUCUAUGGACUGUAUCCCUACAAGUCAAGCAUGAUCGGUCUAGAGUCGCUGGCAGAUCCAUCUUCUGAUUGGGACAUCUUGGAAACAAUUGGAAAAGGAACCUAUGGCAAGGUCUACAAAGUCAUCAGUAAGAAAGAUGGAAGUCAAGCAGCUGUGAAAGUUUUGGAUCCCAUUAAUGAUGUGGAUGAGGAAAUUGAAGCGGAGUACAACAUCCUGCGCUCGCUGUCCAACCAUCCCAACGUGGUGAAGUUCUUUGGCAUGUUUUACAAAGCAGAUGAGCUCUCUGGAGGGCAGCUUUGGCUUGUUUUGGAGUUGUGUAAUGGGGGUUCAGUAACAGACCUGAUAAAGGGUUUGCUGAUGAGGGGAAAACAUCUUGAGGAGCCCAUCAUCUCCUACAUUCUGUGUGGAGCUCUUCUGGGUCUCCAGCAUCUUCACAACAACAGAAUAAUCCACCGUGAUGUGAAGGGCAACAACAUCCUCCUCACCACAGACGGUGGAGUCAAACUGGUGGACUUUGGUGUCUCCGCUCAGUUGACGAGUGCCCGUCUACGCCGAAACACCUCAGUGGGAACCCCUUUCUGGAUGGCUCCUGAGGUGAUAGCAUGUGAACAGCAGUAUGACUACUCGUAUGAUGCCCGCUGUGAUGUGUGGUCUCUGGGCAUCACUGCCAUAGAGCUGGCAGACGGAGACCCACCACUGGCAGAGAUGCACCCGGUCAAAGCGCUCUUCAAAAUACCACGGAAUCCAUCGCCUACCCUACGCCACCCCGAGCACUGGUGCAGGAGUUUCAGCCACUUCAUCGCUCAGUGUUUGAUAAAAGAUUUUGAGACGCGUCCAUCAGUGACGCAUCUGCUGGAGCAUCCGUUCAUUAAGCAGGCUCAUGGAAAAGACACGUCGCUCAGGCAGCAGCUGUCCGUCCUCAUCCGUGAGCAACAGGACGUGGGCAGCAGGACCAAGACCAGGCAUGAACGGAUCAACACUCGGAAAACCCUCAUCAUUGAGAUCUGUCCUGAUGAUGAUCUGGUGAACCUGGAGGUUUUAGAUGAGGAAACAAUCAUUACACAUCUUCACAAGCGAUAUCAGGAGCUGCAGAUCUACACGUAUGUUGGUGAUAUCCUCAUAGCCCUUAACCCCUUCCAGACCCUCAACAUUUACUCUCCACAGUUCUCAAAGCUCUAUCAUGGGAUGAAACGCUCCACUAACCCCCCACACAUCUUUGCCACUGCUGAUGCAGCCUAUCAGAGCAUGGUCACUCUCUCUAAAGACCAGUGUAUAAUCAUUAGUGGAGAAAGUGGAGCUGGUAAAACAGAGAGUGCCCACCUCAUCGUUCAACAUCUCACAUUUCUGGGCAAGGCUAAUAAUCGUACACUUCGUGAGAAGAUUCUUCAAGUGAAUCCCCUGGUGGAGGCGUUUGGUAAUGCGUGCACGGCCAUUAAUGAUAACUCCAGCCGCUUUGGGAAGUACCUGGAGAUGAAGUUCACGCCAACAGGGGCGGUGAUGGGUGCUAAGAUCUCCGAGUAUCUUCUGGAAAAAUCAAGAGUCAUCAAACAGGCUACGGGAGAGAAAAACUUCCACAUAUUUUACUAUAUCUAUGCUGGUCUGUACCACCAAGACAACCUCAAGAAAUACAGGCUACCCAACAAAACUGCCCCCAGAUAUAUUGAUUGUGUUAAUGGUAAAGCAAUGCAGGACAUCAUCUCUAGCAAACUGUACAAGGAGCAAUUUGUUGCCAUUCAGGACUGUUUCCGUAUCAUAGGAUUUACUGAGGAGGAAGUGAAUUCUGUGUACAGAAUUCUAGCAGCCAUUUUAAAUACAGGAAAUAUUGAGCUCACAUCCACCAGCUCCCAACAUCAGAGCGACAAGAGUGAGGUGCCCAACUCUGAGGCCUUAGAUAAUGCGGCCGCUUUGCUCAGUAUUGGCUCUGAGGAGCUUCAGGAAGCUUUGACCUCCCACUGUGUGGUAACUCGAGGAGAAACCAUCAUUCGCACCAACACCGUGGACAAGGCCACUGAUGUGAGAGAUGCCAUGUCUAAAGCCCUGUAUGGACGGCUCUUCAGCUGGAUUGUGAACCGUAUUAAUGCUCUACUGCAGCCUGACACUAACAUCUGUGCGGCUGAGAGUGGAAUGAAUGUGGGGAUUUUGGACAUCUUUGGUUUCGAAAACUUCAAGAAGAACUCAUUUGAGCAGCUGUGUAUCAACAUCGCUAACGAACAGAUCCAGUUCUACUUCAAUCAACACAUCUUUGCCCUGGAACAGAUAGAGUAUCAGAGUGAGGGUGUAGAUGCCAGUCUGGUGGAAUACGAGGACAACAGGCCCAUUCUAGACAUGUUUCUUCAGAAGCCCAUGGGUUUACUGUCUCUGCUGGAUGAGGAGAGCCGCUUCCCACAGGCCACCGACCAAACACUCGUUGAUAAGUUUCAGGAUAACCUGAGAAACAAGUACUUCUGGACACCCAAGCGUGUGGAGCUUUGCUUUGGGAUCCAGCAUUAUGCUGGCAAGGUCUUGUAUAAUGUCAGUGGUUUUCUGGAGAAGAACCGUGACACUCUACCUGCAGACAUUGUGGUGGUUUUGAGAACGUCAGAGAACAAACUUCUGCAGCAGCUGUUUUCCAGCCCCCUGACUAAAACAGGUAACCUGGCCACAUCCAGGGCAAGAGUGACAGCAGCAUCCAGAUCUCUGCCUCCACAACUGAACAGCGGAAGAAAUAAGUCUCCUAAAUACCUGCUAAAGGUGGACACCAUGGAAAUGAUGCGUCACCCUGAGGAAACCACUAACAUGAGGAGACAGACAGUGGCGUCUUAUUUUAGAUACUCUCUCAUGGACCUGCUGUCUAAGAUGGUGGUGGGCACGCCUCAUUUCGUCCGCUGUAUCAAACCCAAUGAUGACCGCCAGGCUCUGCGAUUCAAUAAGGAGCGUGUAAUGGUUCAGCUGCGUUACACCGGCAUCCUAGAGACCGUCAACAUCCGCCGGCAGGGUUAUUCUCAUCGGAUACUCAUCGAGGAGUUUGUUAACAGGUAUUACUAUCUGGCCUUUCGUGCCCAUCAGAUGCCAGAAGGCAGUAAAGAGAAUGCUGUCAUUAUACUGGAGAGAGCCAAACUGGAACACUGGGUCCUGGGCAAGACCAAGGUGUUUCUGAAGUACUAUCACGUGGAGCAGCUCAAUCUGAUGUUGCGGGAAGUGAUCGCUCGAGUGGUGUUGAUGCAGGCCUACACCAAGGGCUGGCUGGGAGCUCGGCGGUACCGCAGAGAGAGAGAGAAACGAAACAACGGGGCAAUUAUCAUUCAGUCAGCCUGGAGGGGUUACACGGCCCGUCAGAAUCUGAAGCUGAUAAAGAAAGAGCGCGAGCAGGCUGCUGUGCAGAUCCAGUCAGCAUACAGAGGCUACAGAGUCAGGAAAGACUACAAACAGAGUCGAAGCACAGGACAAUCCACACCUGAAAGAAGAUCUUCCACCAAUCUCAUCUCAGAUGAAAAGGUUGUCUCUGUCAGCGCAGACACGGGCAGCAGAGAGGAUAGCUCCAGUGACGCUUCUUUGCUGAAGACAGACAAACAGAGUGACAGCAGAGAGAGAGACGGGCUUCAGGAGCGACCGGCACUGAGCAAACAAGGUCCAACAGUGAAGCUACAUCACCGUUCCCCUCGGCGAAGAGGACAGCAGCCCAAGCUCCUGAACAGCCCGGAAGACAGUCUUUAUUACAACCAUCUCAACAGAAGUCUGGAUUAUCAGGGGAGCAAGAGGAAACCCAGAAAACUGGGGCAAAUCAAGCUUCUGGAUGGAGAGGAUGAAUAUUAUCAAUUACUGUCCACAAUAGAGUCUGUUCCUGAGGAAGAAGUUUUAUCUGGCCCCUCCCCAAACCCUAAGUCUGUCACGCCUUCUGCCCCUCCUCCCACUAUCUCAUCCAGAUGAGCUGUGCUCCGCCCACCACUUUGACUCCUGCUGGCAGCUGAUUGCCUUUUCCAUUCUUUUGCUACGAAUUGUGCUGUACAUAUAAAAAUAAUGAGGGAUAAUUAUUUAUGUAUGCAUUAUUUUCUCAGUAUUUGGAUUUAUGUAUUUAUUAUGAAAGGCAAAUGUGCUAUUUAUCAGUUUUCUUAGAAUAAAAAGGAAAAAUACAUGGUUAAUUAAAUAAGGACUCUCAAAGGCAGCCUGUUGAACUGUUCAUAUUUAAAAUAAUAUGUUGCCAAACAACAUGAUUAGAUGAGCGAUGGCUGACUCACUGUGACUUAUUUCUUUUCUUCUUUUUUUUUUUUUAUAAGACUGUGUGGUCUGAGCUGUUUAUGAGCGACUGAACAUAGAACAAGUACAUCCUCAUUCUCUGCAUCACUCAUUGUACUGUUGAUAUUAUAAAACUCCCUUUUCUGGUCAUAGAUUCAUUCCAACUAUACAGUAGUUAAAAAAAGGUAACACACUUCUGUGAAUGGGUGAUGUUUCAGCCUUGUACAGUAUUGGUGUUUCUCAAUCCAAUCUCAGCAGCUGUUUUGUAUUCUAAUCUGUCUGAGAAAUAAAGUCAACAAAAUCAAGUUUGCACGUUUGUUAUUUAUC